GUUUCACAGAGGGAAUUUUUCAAAUCGAGAAGAAGCGCUCUGUGUUCACAGGAAAGGAGUUUAACAACACACACAAUGCAGAGACCAAACAAAGGGAAGACUCCUCGGAGGCCUGGCCCCAAAAAGGCAUCCAACAUAGACAAAGAUCCUGUUGGAGUAUACUGCCGUAUACGUCCACUUGGAGCAGAGGAUGAGGAAUGUUGUGUUGAGAUGAUCAGCAGCUCCACUAUCCAGCUACACGCUCCUGAUGGCCUCAAAGCCAACCGCAAUGGAGAAUACAAAGAGACACAGUACUCCUUUAAAAAAGUAUUUGGUAUUAAUACCACUCAAAUGGAGCUGUUUGAGGAUGUUGCCAAGCCCCUGAUAGAGGACCUUAUUCAUUGUAAGAAUGGACUGCUGUUUACAUAUGGUGUUACUGGAAGUGGUAAGACCUUCACCAUGACCGGCUCACCUGGGGAAGGUGGACUCCUCCCUCGUUCUCUGGAUAUGCUCUUCAACAGCAUUGGCCCCUUUCAGGCCAAAAGAUUUGUGUUUAAACCAGAUGAAAAAAAUGGGAUGGAGAUCCAGGAUCAAGUUGAUGCUCUCCUGGAGAGACAGAAGCGAGACAGUCAGCAGUCUGUGCCCAAAACGCCGUCCUCCAGGCAGAGGCCGGACCCAGAGUUUGCAGAUAUGAUCAGCACAGAGGAGGCAUGUAAAUCUGAGAAUGUGGAUGAAGACUGCUGUUACAGCGUUUUUGUGUCCUACAUUGAGAUCUACAACAACUACAUCUAUGAUCUCCUUGAAGAUGCUCCAUUUGACCCAAUCAGACCAAAGUGGCUGGGUGGAGGCACGCCUGUACGGAACAAUGAGUUCAUAGCGCCUCAAUCUAAGAUUCUCCGUGAAGAUCAGAAUCAUAACAUGUACGUGGCUGGCUGCACAGAAGUUGAGGUCAAAUCUACAGAGGAGGCUUUUGAAGUCUUUUGGAAGGGGCAAAAGAAAAGGAGGAUAGCCAACACUGAACUGAACCGUGAAUCCAGUCGUUCCCACAGUGUGUUCACAGUAAAGCUGGCCCAGGCACCACUGGACGCUGAUGGUGACCACAUUCUACAGGAUAAAAACCAGGUGAAUGUGAGUCAGCUGUGUCUGGUUGACCUGGCAGGCAGCGAGCGCACCAGCAGAACCAGAGCAGAAGGAAACCGCCUCCGUGAAGCAGGCAAUAUUAACCAGUCCUUGAUGACACUGCGCACAUGCAUGGAGGUCCUGCGUGAAAACCAGAUGUGUGGAACUAAUAAGAUGGUGCCUUACAGGGACUCUAAAGUUACACAUCUGUUUAAAAACUACUUUGAUGGAGAAGGGAAAGUCAGGAUGAUCGUGUGUGUCAACCCAAAGGCUGAUGAUUACGACGAAACCAUGCUGGUGAUGCGCUUCGCAGAGAUGACCCAGGAGGUGGAAGUGGCACGACCGGUUGACCGGCCAAUCUGUGGCCUUGCUGCUGGGCGCAGACACAGAAACCGGGCCUUCAAGGAUGAGCUGUCACGCCGUCUGGAAGAGCGAGGAGGUCCCAGUAACGCUGAUGACCCGGCUCUGCUGAGUCAGCUCAUUGAAAGCCUCCCAGCCAUGCCUCGUUGUGAGCUGGUGGACCCAGCUGAUGAUCAGACGUUGUCCCGCCUGAUUGAGGUCCUGGAGAGGAGGCAGCGUGUCCGUAAUAUGAUGACAGAGCAGUUCAACAAAACUGCCAACACACUGAAGUCCAUGCUUCAGCAGUUUGACAGUCAGCUCAGUGCAAAGGACACGUUCCUCCAUGAUCAACGGAGCAAACUGAGCGAGAGGGACCGAGUCAUCAUGAGCCAGAAGGCAGAGCUAGAACGAUUAGAGAAAAAAUCCAAAACGCUGGAAUACAAGAUCGAUAUCCUGCAGAAGACAACAGGCAUGUAUGAGCAGGACAAACGCUCACUUCAGCAGGAGCUGGAGACGCGGGAGCAGCGGCUACAGAGAGAGCUGUCAGAGAGGAGGCGCAUGGAGCAUCGCAUGCAGGGCAUCGUGACAGACACCAAACUCAAGUGGGAGAAGGAGUGUGAGAGGAGAGUGAACGCCAAGCAGCUGGAGAUGCAGAACAAGUUGUGGGUGAAGGAUGAAAAGUUGAAGCAGCUCAAGGCCAUCGUGACGGAGAGCGGCGGCGGCGGCGGCGGCGUGUUUCCCACUGAGCGUCCAGAAAAGCCUGAGAGACCUUCGAGGGAACGCGACCGCAACUAUGGCCAGAAGAGAUCUGCCUCACCAUCGCCACUUCCUGACUGCAGCCAAACUCCUACCCACCAUAAUCGAGCCAAUGUUAGGGCAGUUAAGGAUGCUUACCCCACCUCCACCACCUCCUCCUCUUCCUCCUCAGCCUUUCCCUCAGUAGCCUCCUGCAUCUCUAAUUGGGAGCAAAGGCUCCCUGUAGACUCAAGCAGCCAAGCUAGGCACCCUGGGACUCCCCAGUACAGGAGCCGGACUCCCGCUUCAGGCCUCAUCACCAGCAGCGUGGGCCGCAGGAGAGGCCAGCGUUGGGUCGCAGAGACUGAGGCCCCUGCUACAACUCUUGUCAAUGGGCUAAACCUAGAGGCAGGCAUAAGGACGGCCCCUCCGGUUCAUCCAACGCACAGGCGCUCACACUCUGCGGGUGGGGAGAAAUGGGUAGACCACAAACCAGCUUCUAAUUUGGAUCUAGACACUGUCAUGCAGCCAAUCAUACCCAAUGCAAUCAAGGUGUCGACCCCGAACGAGAAAGCUCUGUCUAAAUGUCACAAGUAUGUACUUAGACAUCAAGAGCUUGCCUCAGACGGGGAGAUCGAGACCAAAUUGAUUAAGGGCAAUGUGUUUAAGACCAGAGGCGGAGGACAAGCUGUUCAGUUCACUGACAUUGAGACACUAAAACAAGAGUGUGCAGCAGCAUCAAGUCGUAAGAGGCGAUCAGGGUCUGGAGAAGGACCAGCUCAUAUGGAGGAUGUAGAAAACAGGGCUCCGGUGGCAAACACAAGUACAGUCCUCGGGUAUCCAAAACGCAGGAAGCCUUAAGACACUGAACAUAUGAAGGAACUAUCUUUUUGAAAACAUGCAGCAAGACUUUGCGGAGCAGUGAAGGGACCGCCGUGUGAAACUAUGCAUCUUUUUGAGAGUCGGGGCAUUUUUUUCUAUCAUGACUUAUCUUAUAACUAAUUAGGGUGCAAUUCUAAUUUAAUCAUAGUCGAACACAGCAUAGAAUUUUUGGAUUGUUAUUUGCUUGAUUAGUGUGCUGUUUCCUUUUUGAGUGCUUGAAUAAGACGAGGACAUGUUGAGUAGCCAAAUAUGAAUGUUUCGUGCUAAAUUUAAUAUUUUGUUACUUAACCUUUUCACUGCCUUUUUACUGCUACCCAAAGAUUAGAAUAUUUUUUUUUACUGUAUAGUGUCAUUGCGUUUCUCUGUGUGUUAUACAUUUAUUGGAUGUUACACUGAGCAUAUGUUGGAUUACAAAAAAUAGAGUCCAGAACAAAGUUGUCGCAGAGUUAAAAUGUGUAGACCUGUAAAUAUCGAGCUGCUAAGUAGGUUUUGCUGAAAUCAAGCUCUGACUUUCUGUAAAUAUUAUGAAGCUUUUUGCAUUUGUUUAUUGAAACAACUGAGAUGUGUAGCACACUACUCUUUUUGCUGUCAUUAAAUUUAUUUGA
Messenger RNA from Epinephelus fuscoguttatus (brown-marbled grouper), 3659 nucleotides. RefSeq names its product kinesin-like protein KIF23. Gene Ontology annotation, cellular component: nucleus; kinesin complex; microtubule. Bases 76 to 3033 code for a protein of 985 amino acids. The record is from RefSeq and is a predicted model, not a curated record. The transcript has 24 exons. Gene Ontology annotation, biological process: microtubule-based movement. Gene Ontology annotation, molecular function: ATP binding; ATP hydrolysis activity; microtubule motor activity. NCBI's taxonomy places the organism in Eukaryota, Metazoa, Chordata, Actinopteri, Perciformes, Serranidae.